This is a messenger RNA of Saimiri boliviensis boliviensis (Bolivian squirrel monkey), 2123 nucleotides long. RefSeq names its product solute carrier family 49 member 3 (gene SLC49A3). Gene Ontology annotation, molecular function: transmembrane transporter activity. The record is from RefSeq and is a predicted model, not a curated record. Gene Ontology annotation, cellular component: membrane. Gene Ontology annotation, biological process: transmembrane transport. Lineage: Eukaryota; Metazoa; Chordata; Mammalia; Primates; Cebidae.
CCCACGCGGGAAGCUCCUUAAGCCCGGGCGCGCGGCGGGACCCGCGGAGCCGCGACGAUGGCGGAGCCGCCUGGGGCCGAGCCGGGGGCGCAGCGGGGCCCCCGCACCUACGCGCGCCGCUGGGUGUUCCUGGCGGCCGUGGGCCUGCUCAGCUGCUCCAACGCCACGCUGUGGCUCAGCUUCGCGCCUGUGGCUGACGUCGUUGCUGAGCACUUCGGCCUGUCCACGGAGCAGAUCAACUGGCUGUCGUUGGUCUACCUCGUGGUGUCCAUCCCGUUUGGUGUGGCGGCCAUCUGGGUCCUGGACUCUGUCGGGCUCCGCGGGGCGACCAUCCUGGGCGCGUGGCUGAACUUUGCAGGGAGUGUGCUACGCAUCGUGCCCUGUGUGGCGGCUGGGACCCGAAACCCGUUUGCCUUCCUCAUGGGCGGCCAGAGCCUCUGCGCCCUUGCCCAGACCCUGGUCAUUUUCUCUCCAGCCAAGCUGGCUGCCUUGUGGUUCCCAGAGCACCAGCGAGCUACGGCCAACAUGCUGGCCACCAUGUCGAACCCCCUGGGCAUCCUUGUGGCCAACGUGCUGUCCCCCGCACUGGUCAAGAAGGGCGAGGACAUUCCACUAAUGCUUGGUGUCUAUGCCAUUCCUGCUGGCGUCGCCUGCCUGCUAUCCACCACCUGCCUCUGGGAGAGCGUGCCCCCCACCCCGCCCUCUGCUGGGGCCGCCAGCUCCACCUCGGAGAAGUUCCUGGACGGGCUCAAACUGCUCGUGAGGAACAAGGCCUAUGUCAUCCUGGCUGUGUGUUUUGGGGGAGGCAUCGGGAUCUUCUCCAGCUUCUCAGCCCUCCUGGAGCAGAUCCUCUGUGCGAGUGGCUACUCCAGCGGCUUUUCCGGGCUCUGUGGAGCUCUCUUCAUCGUGUUCGGGAUCCUGGGCGCACUGGCUCUUGGCCUCUACGUGGACCGGACCAAGCACUUCACCGAGGCCACCAAGAUCAGCCUGUGCCUGACCUCUCUGGCCUGCGUGGCCUUUGCCCUGGUGUCCCGGCUGCAGGGACAGACCCUCACCCUGGCCACCACCUGCUCGCUGCUCGGGCUCUUUGGCUUCUCGGUGGCCCCCGUGGCCACAGAGCUGGCGGUGGAGUGCUCCUUCCCCGUGGGCGAGGGGGCUGCCGCGGGCCUGGUCUUUGUGCUGGGGCAGGCUGAGGGCAUGCUCAUCAUGAUGGUGAUGACGGCACUGACUGUGCGACGCUCGGAGCCGUCCUUCUCCACCUGUGUGCAUGGGGAGGAUCCACUUGACUGGACAGCUGCAUUGUGGUGCUCUUCUUCCACACCCCAUACCGGCGCCUGCAGGCCGAGUCCGGCGGGUGCCCUGCCACCCAGAACGCCUGCCCAGGCGCUGAGGACCGAGCGUGCCCCCCAGAAGCCACCGCUUGAGGCCCCAGCGUGGCACUCCCAGCUUGGAAGCUGCAAGAAGCUUCCCUGGACCCUGCCUCGUCCUCCCAGAGCCCCAGAGCCCGGGCGCGUGAAGGGGAGGCAGGCUUGGUAGCCACGGGCUGCGGGCUGCGCCGGCCCCGCCAGAAAGCUGGGUGCACACGGGACGCGUGGGAGGGCCCCCGAGGCUGAUGCGUGUCUGAGAGAGAGGGCGACUGCUGUGUGGACGAGGACCAGGCAGGCCCCGUGUGUGGACGCGGACCACAGAGGACGCUGUGUGGACCCGGACCGGGCAGGGCGGCCGUGAGCAGCGCAGACUCAGGCCCGGGAUGGACGGAGAGGGCGCGGGACGGUGUGGGGUCCUGGGCGCAGGGCGGCAACUCCGGAGCGCACGGGAUGUGGCCUCGCUAGAGGGUCCAGAAGCCCCCAGCCCCUGCCCUGCCCCCCCAGUGACCCCCGCGAGUGGACUCGGACUCGCAAGCAGGGCCCAGCGUCCAGGUUUAUUAGGGGGCCGCGCCUCACUCCUCCUUCUCCUCCCCGUGGGUGAUCACGUAGCUCAGCGCCUUGUAGUCCAGGUUGCCCGCGGCGUCGAUGGAGGCGAACUGGAACAUCUGGUCCACCUGCCGCGGGGAUGCGGGCGGCGCUCAGGCCGGUGCGGGGGCGGGGGGCUUCCUGCGGACGAAUUACAGGCGCGAACCCCCA